Saccoglossus kowalevskii is the source of this 912-nucleotide messenger RNA. RefSeq lists its product as uncharacterized. NCBI's taxonomy places the organism in Eukaryota, Metazoa, Hemichordata, Enteropneusta, Harrimaniidae. The record is from RefSeq and is a predicted model, not a curated record.
AUGCUGUUCCAAGCGGAUCUUGAGAAUGCGGCGGAGGCAGCGUCCUUCAAACCCCCUCAGCUUGCUUUCAAUCUUCUUGUUGGUUCUCCAUGUCUCUGGAGCAUAGCGAAGGAUGGAUCGGACGUUGGACUUGGUCCCGGUCUGGAGAUCCUUGGACUUCCAAACAUUCCGCAAUUUCUUAAAGAAGCUGAGUCCCGUCCUGAUGAAUUCAUGAAAUUGAAGAGUCCAAUUUAUUACGAAGAAGCGCUCCUCAGUAUCGCUGAAUUUGUUGGCGCCAAUAUUGAAAAUAUGGUGUUUGUGGAGAAUACAACAACAGGCAUUAAUACAGUUUUAAAAGCUAUGAAGUUCAAGAAAGGCGAGAGUAUCUUGAUUAAUAAUUUGACGCAUGAAGCUGUGAGUAAUACAGUCGUAGAUGUAUGCGACAAUCCAGAUUUAGAAACCACUGUCGUUAAAUUAGAGAUCAAAUUACCGAUUCGCAGCAAAGAAGAAAUUAUACAGCAAUAUAGCGAUGUCCUGGAGGACAAUCCGUCAGUCAAGGUGGCAGUCGUUGAUCACAUCACUAGUUCAUCCGCCAUGGUAAUGCCAAUAAAAGAACUCAUUGAGGUUUGCAAAAGUAAAGAUGUACAGGUGGUAAUAGAUGGGGCACAAGCAAUUGGGCAACUACAAUUUAAUCUGGGAGAGCUUGGUGCUGACUAUUACAUUGGUAAUUUGCAUAAGUGGAUGUUCGGUGUCCGAGGGAGUGCAAUACUAUGGAUACAUCCAAAACACUACAAGUCUAUCAAACCACUGAUUACAGGUCACAAUUAUCAGCAAAGUUUGUUCAAUCAGUUCUUUAAUCAGGGCACACGUGAUUCAUCUGCUUAUUUCUGUGCACCAGCUGCUAUAAAAUUCUUUGAAGAAAUUGGUGGAUUU